AAGACGCAUUGCCCGCGCGUUGAAGAGAUCGGGAGACGCUCGUCAGAUUGUCAUGGCAGAUAUUGCAGAAGCCUGGACGGAGGCUUCAAGGAGCCCCAACUGUUGGGAGACGGAUGCCGCCCCAGUCUUCAUUCUUGGUUCUGACGGCCAGGCACAUGAGACGCGACCCACCACCUCGCUGGCGAAAGACUUGGCAAAGUCGGAGCCCAAGAGCUCCAGUCCCAGUUCUCCAAGUCGAAGGAGGCGGCCCGAGGAGCGGCCCCUGGCAAUGACCGGAGCUGCACCCGAGGCCAAUCGCAGCAGAGUCUCGCGAGUGUCAGUGGCAGAUCGGCCCCUGUGUGGCUUCGGUGAUGCCAGCUCCAAAUCCUCCCGGAGGUCCUACGGUGGCUCGAGCAGUUUCGAACCGUUGACAGCUCCGGCGAACAGGAGGAGUAUUGCCUCUGUGAAAGAUCGACCAGAUGUGAAGCGAAAUGGGCGGUGCUCAUACGAUCCCAUUGAGAAACUGUUGGGCAUGGGAAUGGACAAGGAGUCCGCCCGAGUGGCGCUCUGUGCAGUGGGUGGUGAUGUGGAGAAAGCCAUGCGGUUGGUCUUGGAGGAUUCGAAGGCCCAUGUCUCUCGAGAGGCCUGUGAAUGGGAAUUUGAAGGCGACAAGGGGUGGGUGCCCUUCGACGUGGAAAGCGAUCGGAUCCUUCAGAACGCUGUGGAUCAGAUGAAGGAGGCUUGCGAACUUCGUCUCAACGGCCACAGGUACUUGAUCGACUUCAAUAGCCUCACGCAGUUGAACCUUGCCAGCCAGCGCAGCAGGCGGAUACGCAGGCGCUCCGGUGCAUCAUCUUCAGCCGCGCCAGCCGCCCCAGCCGCCCCAGCGCAUGAGCGCGGCGCGGCCGCAUCCACUUCCGCUGCGCCAUCCACUGCGGCUUCAUCGUCGGCAUCCGCCUCCAGUGGGGUACCAGCUGGGCCAUCGCAGCCAGCUGGGCCAGGGGCACCCGUCCAUGAACGCGUGCGGGCCAAAGUGCCUGCAACUCGGUAGGGUUUUCUUGGUUGGCCUUGAGAACCUUUGCGCAGAUGAGAUCAAGAGGGAUCAUUUCUAGCAGCUUUCAGAGAUCUGGAGUGACUCAGUCAGGGAGAAGUUGCAUGCAAGGGCCUCCUGUUCAUCUAUUUGUUUUGCG
Messenger RNA from Cladocopium goreaui, 1169 nucleotides. Lineage: Eukaryota; Dinophyceae; Suessiales; Symbiodiniaceae. The record is from the annotation of a GenBank genome assembly.